Messenger RNA from Lycium barbarum (goji berry), 1266 nucleotides. RefSeq lists its product as uncharacterized. The record is from RefSeq and is a predicted model, not a curated record. Lineage: Eukaryota; Viridiplantae; Streptophyta; Magnoliopsida; Solanales; Solanaceae. The coding region runs from base 1 to 1266 and encodes 421 amino acids. Gene Ontology annotation, molecular function: zinc ion binding; nucleic acid binding. The transcript is spliced from 2 exons.
AUGAAGUCACAGGCUGAAGAAUCUGGUGAUGAGUUCAAGGAAGAAGAAGUGGCUAUGAUCUCCAGGCACGUAAUUGAAGCUAUGAGAAGAUCAAGAAACAAUAGAAAAGGAAAUUCAAAUUUCAGGAAAGGUAAAUCUUCCGCCGUUCAAAGAAAUGAUGGAAAAUGCUACGAAUGUGGAAAAUAUGGCCAUAUUGCAUCUGAAUGCCCUGAUGCAAAGAGGAAACCAUCGAAAAACUGUCAAAAACAACGAGCAUUCAGCAGUUGGGGUGAAGAUAAAGUCUCUAAAGAUGAUGAGGAAGAUAUGGAAAACAUUUGCUUCAUGGCAAUCGGUGAAACUAGCGAGGUAAGACCCUAUCACUGUUCCAACUGUAGCGAAACUCAAGAGUUGCUUGACCAAACUCUCGAGGAUUUAAAUAGGGUGUUUAAUGAAUAUAAAAAACUUAAGAGGGAACGAAGGGACUGGGAACUUAAACUAGAAGUAGUUGAAACAGAAAAGGAUCUUCAUCAAGAAGAAGUUGAUGACUUGAAACUGCAACUUAAUGGGUUACGCAAGUCCACCAGUCAUAGUUCUGUUAAAUCUAACAAAUCGACUCAUAACAACAAGUCCACUGGGAAAAGACCUAUCAAUAGUAGAAAUACCUUUGAUAAUUCUAAAGUUGUGUCAACCAAUUAUGAGGAGAUAAAUCAGUCUAAUAAAAAAAAACAGGCCAUAAAUAUUUUCAGUGUGGGUUUCGUUAUACACCUUCUCCAAGUUGGAUAUGGAAACCCAAGACUGAUCAUCAAAGCACUAACCCUCAAGGACCCAAGGAAACUUGGGUACCUAAAAGAAAGUAACUACCUUGUUUUGCAGGAACACCAUAAGAAGAAGUCAAAAGGGAAAUGGUAUCUAGACAGUACGUGUUCCAGUCACAUGACAGGCGACAAAAGCCUGUUCAAAUCAGUUGCUGACUUUGAUGGAGGACUAGUCACUUUUGGUGAUAACUCAACAGGAACGGUAAUCGUUACAGGAACUAUUUCGUUUAAUAAUUCAUGUGAUAUCUCUAACGUUUAUCUGGUUGAAGGACUCAAAUAUAAUCUCUUGAGUAUCAGUCAAUUGUGUGAUUCUAAUUUAGAGGUAAGAUUCAAAAAGACUGGCUGUGUCAUUGAAGACAAAACUGGAAAAGAAAUUCUUCCUGGCAGCAGAACAAGAAAUGUAUAUGUCCUUGACUCUGUUAAAAGUCCAGCUGGACAUAUUUGCUUGACAUCUAUGGGAGAAGAUCCUUAG